AAGCCAAAGUUCUUCAUUCUAUGGGAGAGCCAUGGCGCAAAACCUGACACCUUGCGCACCCAUCAAGGAACCGCGUGUUUCCGAGGGCCAGCGGGAGACGGUUCUCACUUUUAUGGAGCAGCAUCCCCAGCUGGCUUUAAGAUCCAGCAAGCUGGGGCCAGGCUUCACUGUUGGCAACUGGCGACGGCCGUGGCAGCAGCUGGCCCAUGCGCUGAACGAGGAAGGGCCUGUCAUAAAAACGGUGAAACAGUGGCAGGAGUGGUGGCGAAAACAGGUGUUCGAGGCCCGCCACGACGCUACCACAAUCGCCCAAGAGCAAAGAAGCACUGGAGGGGGUCGCUUUUCCGUCUUCCACGGCCGAGUACUGCAGCUGACGGGGACAGUCCGCUUGCGUGGCAUCACCACCCUUCCCUACCAAGAGUGGCAGAGGAUCCACCGCGCGGCACAUCAGUCACGCGUCCUGCACGGCCACCACGUGGACAGCGACCGCGACGGGCGGACACCCUCCCGACCAUGUCGUCGCAAUGUGCCCGCAGCCUCAAACAGGGCGACGAGAUGCUCCAGGUGCUGCGGAGGAUUGAAGAAUCCACCACCCGCCUCGCUGUCGCGGCAGAGAGGACAGCAGCGGCUCAGGAGGGCAUCAUGGGGCAGGAGUGCGUCCACCGUGCCACCGGACCUGCCAGGCUGUUUGGCAAUCCCACCCUCGUCUGCUGCGCGGGGAGCUUUUGUCUUUCCCCUGCGUGACGCUUCCCGGAAGGCAACUGGAAGCCGGGACCGUUCGAGGUCGUCGACCCUCGUCACGGAAAAUGCGGCUUGCUGCACAGGACCGCCGGUCAAGACGACCCGUCCCUUCCACUGGAGCACUUUCUAGGCGAAGAGGCAACGCCCGACGGAGUCAGCCAUCGAAGAAUAGAGCCCGUGGAGUGUCCCCAUUGGCCGAACAUGACGCCACUUGCACGGGCCCUACGAUUGGAUGACAGUGAAAUACACCUUUUCUGGCUUACCGAUUGGAUCAAAAUGACACCUGCAUAGGCUCGACGACUGGCUGAAAAUAACGUGACCCCGACAGACUGAAGGGGCUAUAACGAAAGGAACCAUCGGAAAAGAGAGAGACGUUCUUCUUGCCGCAGGACCCAGCGUUCGAUUUGUUUCUGGCCGUCGAUGGCAUUUUACUGUUUUGCGUCCUUCUAUUUCUGCGCAUAAUGUAAAUAAAUUUUCAUUUCUCUAAGUC
Messenger RNA from Dermacentor andersoni, 1231 nucleotides. RefSeq lists its product as uncharacterized. The record is from RefSeq and is a predicted model, not a curated record. Lineage: Eukaryota; Metazoa; Arthropoda; Arachnida; Ixodida; Ixodidae.